This is a messenger RNA of Cavenderia fasciculata, 858 nucleotides long. Its product is annotated as putative protein serine/threonine kinase. The record is from RefSeq and is a predicted model, not a curated record. Gene Ontology annotation, molecular function: protein serine/threonine kinase activity. Bases 1 to 858 code for a protein of 285 amino acids. NCBI's taxonomy places the organism in Eukaryota, Evosea, Eumycetozoa, Acytosteliales, Cavenderiaceae. The transcript has 5 exons. Gene Ontology annotation, biological process: protein phosphorylation; positive regulation of Ras protein signal transduction.
AUGACAAAACGAACAAAUACAGAUUUAGAUGAUUUGGAUGGUGAUGAUGAUAAACCUCAAGCUCCAAAAGAUAUAGAUGAACAAGAUGAAGAUGAAGAACAAUCAACUGCUGUACAAGAUAUAAAGAGAUAUAAAUCAACAACAACAACUACAACUACGACAACAUCUACAGCAUCUACAACUACUCGCAAUAAUAGUUUAGAUAAUGAUGAUGAUGAUGAUCUAAAUGAUAAUAAUAAUAAUAAUAAUAAUAAUAAUGAUGAACCAUUUACUGGAGAAAUAGAAAUUCAAUUAACUGAAGAAGAAUCGAUAUUGGCUUCUAUACAAUCACUUGUUGAAAUCGAGUUUGACAAGACACUCUAUAAACAAUGUCCUCCUUUUAUAUUACAAUCACAUCUAUACUAUGUAGAGAAAAAUAAAUCAAAAGUUGAUAAGAAUCUAAAACAAGGAAAAAUAAGAGUAAUGAAAUUAUUGACAGGACAAAAUGAUUAUGGAAUAUUGAUGACAAGUGAUUAUAUAAAGAAGAUUGAAUCACUUAAACUAAACACCACCAACACUGCCACUUCUACAGCUACACAAGACCACCACCAACAACCUUUUCAUAACCAAGUAUUGGAUCAAUUCAUCAAUUUGUUAAUACCAUCCUUUACAGAUGUUAGUAUAUUCAGAUCAAAAUUACAACAAAUUUUACAAUUAUCUCCUCAACAUAUUGAAAAUGCUAUAACGAUAUUAGUACAAUCUAAUUUAUUAUUAUUAAAUGAUGAUGGAAAUUAUUUAUUAAAUGUACCUGGAUCGGGUGGAUACAUAACAAAUCUAUCAAAAGAUCUUUUAAUUAGUGGUGAUAUUAAAAGAAUAUAA